UGCCAUCUGGUAUAAAAGUGUGUGAAGCCAUCAGUGCGAGUUCUAAACGUGAAAAUUUUGACAGCUUCGGAAAUUCGCGGUUUUGGUUGUGUUGGAUAGUAAAAUAGUGUGAUGUACCGUAUUAAAAAUGUUUGUUCUUGCAGAAAUGAAGCAUGUUAUUCGAACACCACCACAAAUAUUUAACAUAAAGCUAAAUGAUGCAAUUGCAGAGGAGCUGAAUAAGAAGUUGGCUAAUAAGGUUGUUUUGAAUGUUGGCUUGUGUAUCGCUUUGCAUGAUAUUACCAGGUUAGAAGAUUCAUAUAUUUUCCCUGGAGAUGGAGCAGCCCAUACCAAAGUUCAUUUUCGAUAUGUUGUAUUCAGACCAUUCAUGGAAGAGGUGAUAAUCGGAAAAAUACGUAGCUGCAGCCGUGAUGGAGUUCAUGUAACUCUUGGAUUUUUUGAUGACAUCAUCAUUCCUCCAAAUGCACUACAGCACCCCUCUCGAUUUGAUGAGACAGAACAGGCUUGGGUGUGGGAAUACAAUACAGGUGAUGGGGAUAAACACGAUCUGUUCAUGGAUCCAGGGGAACCAGUUAGAUUUCGAGUGACAGCAGAAACUUUUGUAGAGACUUCACCAAGUGGACCAGAGACACCUGACAUUGUUACUGUCGGUGGUGAAGCACCCGCUGAAGAACCAAAAGUUCCAUACAUGCUAACAGGCAGCAUUAAUGAAUCUGGUCUUGGUCUGCUAUCAUGGUGGACAUCUUCAUAAUGGAUAAGAAAUGAACCAAAAGUCAGAAAAGGGGAAAUGUCUCAGAAUUUAACCUGGUGUAUCAGAAAGGGAUGAAUUGUUUAGGGCCUUGUGAUACGAGAAGAAAAGUUCAACAACAGGAAUUACUCUAUGCAUUUCAUAUAUACUGAUAUUUCAGGUUCUCAUGACAGCGACUGUGGAUGUUACUGUCUUCUGGAAUGUGACAUCAUGUAGUCUGCUAAAUGCUGACCUGUGUUUCAGAGGAAUAUGCUGUCUCCCUUUUACACUAGAUUGAAGCAUGUUCCUCUGAAACAUGAACCAGGCAUCACAUCACAUCUCAGAAUACAGUAGUCUUUAUAGUAUCGUGUUUACUGCCUGUAUUUUCAGUUUCGGCCAUUCUUAGCGCACUACGCAGUGGACGUGGUCAAGUUUGAUAACUGAAAUAAGGAUUGUAGGAUAUGUAUGGGAUAUAAUUAGGUGUUAGUUACAUUACAUCACCCUUCCUCGUUCAUUUCCACAGUGCCGUUGCAGCCACUUCUCAUGUUCAUCUGAGAGGCUGGAUCUAUAAAUAGCCUGUACAUUCAUGAGUAGGCAGGAUAUUGUAAAAAUACUGUCUUCACAUACACAACUAUUUUUAUUGGCUUUUUGUUAAACCUAUGAUUUUGAGUUACCAGUAAGAAAUGUACAAUAUUUACAUAGCAUCGGGAGAUAAUCCAUACAUGAUAAAGAGAACAGAUAUACACUAAACAGACUGUACAUAUAAAGAGGUGCUAUGAAACUACAUACAGUGCAACUAAUGUAACUUGUACAUUGCUUUUCUCAAAAUAAAACUACAGUAAAAUGAA
Molecule: messenger RNA, 1575 nt
Organism: Cryptotermes secundus
Lineage: Eukaryota; Metazoa; Arthropoda; Insecta; Blattodea; Kalotermitidae
Gene: Polr3H
Product: DNA-directed RNA polymerase III subunit RPC8
Exons: 5
Coding region: 128-751 (207 amino acids)
Biological process (GO): transcription initiation at RNA polymerase III promoter; DNA-templated transcription
Cellular component (GO): RNA polymerase III complex
Molecular function (GO): DNA-directed RNA polymerase activity; DNA binding
Source: RefSeq, a predicted model, not a curated record